GAGCCCCUCGGGCUCAUGUCCUAAUGGGCCAGGCUCCCUGCUACCUCCCUGCCUGCACCCUGCCCAGACCUGUUCUAGAUUCUGACGCCACCUUCCCAAGGUCACCACACCUCCAGCCCGCCCACUGGGGCCGGGCCUCCGUGUCUCAGUGGAAAGGCUGGUGGGCAGGAGGGCAGGAGGGCUGGAGCUGGCAGGGAGGCCAUGGAACCCGCCGCACAGCCGGUGUUCUACCAGAAGCUACAGCUCUGGGAGCCCAGCUUGGAGGAGGAAGAGGAAGAAGAGACAGCAGAGCCACUGGUUCCCAACCCCUGGAGGCCCCAGGACGCCGCUGGGAACAAGUUCCGUGGGCUUCCAGGAGCCUGGGCCCGAAUAGCGGCCGCCCUCUUGCUGCUGGCCGUUGCCUGCUCCCUGGCUGUCAGGCACCUCGGAACUAGGGGCGGCUCGGCAGCAGCCUCGGACUCUGCGGCCCCUCCCCCUGGGGGCCACUCCCAUCGCCCUGGCGUCUACCACCACGGUGCCAUCAUCAGCCCUGCAGCUGAAUGCUCCCAGCUGGGCCGAGAGCUGUUCACUGCAGGGGGAAACGUCGUGGACGCCGGAGUGGGCGCCGCUCUGUGCCUGGCAGUGGUGCACCCUCAUGCCACAGGGCUAGGUGCCACGUUCUGGGGCCUCUUCCUCAACAGCUCCUCAGGCAAUUCGACUGCCCUGACGUCAGGCCCAGCCCAGACGCUGGCCCCGGGCCUGGGGCUGCCCGCGACUCUGCCUACCCUGCACCUGCUGCAUGCACGCUUUGGCCAUCUGUCCUGGCCACAUCUGCUGCUGGGGCCCACCAAGCUGGCUCAAGAGGGCUUCACGGUGGAUGCAACUCUGGCAAGGGCUCUGGCGGCCCAGGGCACAAAGGGCCUCUGUCCACUGCUCUGCCAUGCUGAUGGGACCCCCCUGGGCCUUGGGGCCAGAGCCACCAACCCACAGCUGGCAGCUGUGCUACGCAGGGCAGCGCUUGCCCCCACCCCAGCCCUUGCCAGGGAUGCCCUCCUGAGCCUGCUGGCCGGAGACCUGGGGCUGGAGGUGCCCUCAGUGUGGCCCAUACCCACCUUGGAGCCGGCACUGCAGCUACCCGUGCCCCAGGGCCUCCUGCUCACCACGCCCAGCCCCUCAGCUGGCCCAGAACUGCUGACCCAGCUGGAAGCAGUCCUACACUCAGGGGGACCCAGUCCCAACCCCUGCCCACCGCUCCUGCAAACUGCCAGGACCCCUGGGAGCAGCGUCCUGGCCUCCGUGGACAGCAGUGGCUCUGUGCUUCUUCUCGCCUCCUCCCUCAAUGGCUCUUUCGGCUCGGGACACCUGUCCCCGAGCACGGGGAUCCUGCUCAGCAACCUGGUGGCCAGAUCUGCACCUAGCACCUGGGCCUGCCCCCUCAUCCUCCGUAGCAGCUCGGACGACAUGGAGGCCGAUGUAUUAGGGCUGGUGGCUUCAGGGACCCCGCACAUGGCCAAAGCCAUGACUCACGCCUUGCUCAGCCAUCUUGCAGGGUCCCAAACCCAGCACCAGCAUGGACCAACAGCGAACCCCAGGACCUGUGGCCAAGGGACCCUGCUCCAGGUGGCCGCCCAUGCAGAACACGCCCACGUGUCCAGUGUCCCCAGUGGCUGCUGCCCCUUCCAGGGGUUCUAAGGGGGGCUGGUAGGGAGCAGAGUUGUCUCAGGCCUGGGGGCAGAAGCCAGCAAGUCAAGUGCCUUAAGACUGUGUAUCAAUCAUGUUCUCACUGCUGGCUCAGUCCACAACCUCUGGCCCAGUCAGUGACCUGGAUGAGAAUUCUGGCAUCCGGGGCCAGCUCAGUCAUUCUUCAAAACAUUCUUUUUUUUUUUUUUUUUUUAACUUUUUUGACAGGCAGAGUGGACAGUGAGAGAGACAGAGAAAGGUCUUCCUUUGCUGUUGGUUCACCCUCCAAUGGCUGCCGCGGCCAGCGCACCGCGCUGAUCCCAUGGCAGGAGCCAGGUGCUUAUCCUGGUCUCCCAUGGGGUGCAGGGCCCAAGCACUUGGGCCAUCCUCCACUGCACUCCCUGGCCACAGCAGAGAGCUGGCCUGGAAGAGGGGCAACCGGGACAGAAUCCGGUGCCCCGACCGGGACUAGAACCCGGUGUGCCGGUGCCACAAGGCGGAGGAUUAGCCUAGUAAGCUGCGGCGCCGGCUCAAAACAUUCUCAGUGGAUGCAAUUUCUGGCUCUUUUAUCAGCUAAGGAACCUGAGGAUUAGGAGGAAAGAGCAAACAGCCAAGGGCUAAUCCACCCAGCUCUGGGACAAAGGGAGGAACACCAAGCCCCUGCCUGGGCUCUGAGCCCCAGUGGCGCAGGGCAGGCAGGCUGCGUGUCCUGCUGGCAUCCCCCAUCCUCCCCUUCAAGCCGCCCUGGGCGGCUCUCCCUCAGCUGGACUGGACACAAAAUAAAGGUCAAGUCUCCGGGA
Messenger RNA from Oryctolagus cuniculus (rabbit), 2459 nucleotides. RefSeq names its product gamma-glutamyltransferase 6 (gene GGT6). Gene Ontology annotation, cellular component: extracellular exosome. The record is from RefSeq and is a predicted model, not a curated record. NCBI's taxonomy places the organism in Eukaryota, Metazoa, Chordata, Mammalia, Lagomorpha, Leporidae.